AACACAUUGCCUUCAAAUGCUAUUCGGAUCAACUCGGUGCGUGUUCGGCUCACACUUACUGCGGUAAACAGGACACUAUCGUUAUUGUAACGUCUUCCCACUGUUUGUUAAAGUUCUUCCUUUCGGAGGAGUGGAACAAUAUAAGCCUUAAACGUUUCGCGUAUCUAAUCUACAUUUUGACCUCGAUGGAGAAUGUUGGUCUUGUGUUCUUUGCAUUAUCUUAUCGCAUACAGUCGUCACACAGAGAGAAGUUAAAGCCGAUCGUAUCGAAGGAGGGCGUGCUUGUUGUUCGGCAGCUCAAAAUGAAUGAUUUGCAAUUAAACUUCAUUUAACCAUUACUACAGGCGCUAACUGUUUUAAAAUCCAUUGAUUGAUGGUUUGCCGCAGGGAAUCAUAUCUGACCUUUAUCUGUCUCUACUCUCUUCAGACUACUUCGACUCUCGUGUCAUUUCUUCAGGUACACACAGACCUGAUAACGCGCUGAAAACCUAUGCUGUUCUUUUAUCGAUUAGCAUAAUUAUACCUUUCAAAAAGCGGAAGAUGUCUUUUGUUAACUGCGUGAGAAGAGGACAAAAAGUGCAAUGUUUGUUUUAUUCCACUUCAAUGAUUGCCCCGCCGACGGCCCUUUUUCAAAUGCUUUCCCCUAAUUGUCUUUCUUACGCAACGAAACCUUGUAAAUGACAGGUCUUUAGUUGAAGCUUGCUUGUUUAGAAAGUGCUAAACGUCCCUGGAGAUUUGUCUAAAACAAUACAGGAAGUUUUUAAGUCUUAAAGAAGUUAUCUAAUUUGUGGAUGAAUUGGAAUUUUGUCCGAAUUUCACCAUAAUUAGUCAAGUACAGACACAAAGUAAAAAUAAGAUUCAGUUGUAUAGAAUAUCUACAUCCACGGUGAAUUAAAUAUGGUCUCACAGAUUUAAUACCAAGCACUCAGGUCCCGUCCACACUAGUAUACUUCUUCGGAGAAAUUUGAAAACGGCGCUUUCACCUUUGAAAUGCAUCAAAUGUUUUUCGUUCGCACAACGCCCGCGAAAUUUCUAAACGCAACAAUCACCGACUACUUUGGAUUUGUGUUUGAGGAAAACUUAGGUGGGGAAAACUUCAUUUACAUCGCCUGUUUUAUAUCAACCCAGUUUGGCUUUGAAGUGUUUGUGGAGUCAUAGAGAAAUAUUUCGUUGAUAGACAAAAACAAAAAAAACACGUAUUUCCGUGUCAUACCCUUUAGCUCUUGUACGGCUUCUUCAUAGAGGGCCAAGACUGGGGUGAUCGAAUCUCAGUUGUCAGUUAAAUCUCUCAGCCUCGGCUCAUUUCUCAACGUUCAAUAAAUAUUGUAGAUCUUAAAUCUCAGAAAUCAGUUUUAAAAAAUGCAUUAUUUCACAGCUGACAUUUACAACUUUGACCAAUUCUCAGCUCAUCCGAAAGAGAAGCGCAAACCUCCAUUGAUCAGUUUUAUUAAUUCUUUUAGAGUUCGUUGAAUUUGCACAGCAGCUAUGCAAAUGACCGUUCUCUGAGGUCAGCAGACGUUUAUACACAUGCGAACACUUCUUUAGCCCUUAUUAGGAAUAUCGUUAAGAAUGUAGACGGAUUCUCAACAACAACAACGCGAGAAACGCAAUGUGUCCAUUCACAUUCAAAAUGUACCUGCUUGCCGGUCCCAGUCACUUUUGGGUGAUGACAACCUUGAUUUCAGGUUGGAUUUGAAUCAGUAAAGCCUGCUGAAUUCUUUCUGUAUCCAAAGUGUAUUUGUCAUUGCCUUCUUCUCCUAUCCAAAGUUAUGCCUUGGGUAUAUUUUUAGCAUGUUUGUAUAAAUAAAAGUUGACCUUCCUCACCCCUGUCGUUCUUCUGCGAGCUUAUGCAAAGUUUCUAUCGGUUGAUAGCUGGCGAGAGGCGAAACCGCGAGUCGAUAAAACUGCAAGAAUGAGGUAUCGAACUGUUAAGUUUGGUAUAAGCCAUUUUCGUUGCCAUCCGCGCUGCAGUUGGUCUAUUAUUAUGUCGUCUAUAAAAUGGAUUUGUUGACAAAUUUGGUUUAAUAUUUCCGGCAGUGAUGGUCAGUGAUGCUACAGGAAAACGACGUGCGCUCCGAGGGGCCAAGGGAUUCCUAUCAAUUUAUAAUAGGCCCUAUGUAACCACUCAUACUGUGAAGACAUCGGAAUGGAGAGGAACGGCCUGUCAGAGAUCACACCAAGUCCGAAACUGCACAAGAAGAACAUCAUCUUACAGAAACACAAGGAUUCAACAAGUGCCAAAGACUCUGCAGACCAGACAGACCGGAAGAGUUCACACAAAAAGAACAAGGAUCAGUUGGAUCCAGAUGGCAUUAUGUCAAGUCCGCGUCAAGAGAAACGAAGUCCUUUUUCGCUCCCCAAAUUUGGCAGCGGCAAUAAAACGUUGGAUCCUGAAAGUCUUGCUGCGGAAAAACUUCAAGAUACGCUAAAGUCAGAGAAAAAGAAAAUGCAGAAACAACAAAAGACGCCAGACUCUGCAAGAACCCCGGUUUACCUCGUGGAAAAUAUUCAAGAUGGUGUAGACUCUGCGCUAAAGGAGGUCGUCACUGGAAUUCUACCGAUCAGUUACGAAGACGAAAUUGUGCAGAAACGGACUCAGAUUUUGAGGGACCCUUUGCAGGUUUUGCUUGUGUUUCCAGAGGACGAUGUUAUCGUAAGUACAGUAGCGAUUGGAGGCUUCUAAAUAUUGUUGUGUUCAACCGCAAGAUAGUCAUGCGCGAGUUGAUUUUAGCCGCAGGAAUAUUCACGCGCUUAGUUAUGAUAAUAAUGCAAAAAAAUGUUUGCCAAGUUAAUGCUGUCCUCCAUGGCCAACUCUUUUUCCGUGUUGUACCGACCAGGUGCAAAUUGAUGUUUUUAAAAACACCAAAACAAUGAAAGUGGCCCUUUUAAAAGUACCCUUUGUGCCAAAUAUGCGUCACAUUCUUGAAAGCACUUUCAAGGCUUCUUGGAUAAACAAAAUGUUUCCAAAAGAGCAAGAUCGAUUUCAUUGAUUGAUUAUUGCUGGGCUAAAAUGCACACAUCUGCCCUCUGUGUUCGAAAUACCUGCCAGAUUAUAUAAUUCUACUCGCUGCAAAUGUAAACCGGAUUAAAUUUAUUCUGCGGAUUCCGUUGUUUUAUUUUGCUUAAGCCUGUCUGGGAACUUUUACGUGUUGGUCAAAUAUUUUCUCCGCGACCGGCGACCGAUUCCGGCAUUUAAAGAAUUACCUUUAUUUUUUCAUCUACUCUUGGAGAUAUUUUUCUCAUCGAAGAGCAUCAAGUUUGUUGACCUUAAAUUAAGAAUUAAUUAUGUGUAAGGUCUGGGUUUUUGUUCCCUGAGUAGUAUUUUGUUUCCAAAUCAGGCAAAUGUAAGAUAUUAAAAUUUUAUGAUAGCGCUGAUGCGUGCGUCAAUCCAACGUCUCAUCCAUUUGAAAACAACCUAAAAACUACUGUCAUGUCGACGGAAUUCUCAGAUCCAGAUGAUUCUUUCCAAGUCAUAGUAAGUCAUUUUUCCUGUUAAAAUAUGUUUUUUUAGAUUUGCGCAUUUAAAUUGUCAAAAGAUAAAAGCAAUUCAAAUCAUGCCCGACUUGUAUUGUGACUGAGUUUCAUUCAGGAAAUCUUGUCAUGAGCAGACACGAGCCGGUUAAUAUUUCACAAAUGAACUUCGUUUUGAACAUUGAAUCGCAUCUCGCUUAAUAUUUAAAGAAAUAUUUUUGAUUUUUUGUGGUAAGCUCUUCUUGACUUUUCCUUUAAGUCAAAAAUCGCUUCCAUUUGAAGGCAUAAGUUAUUUUGUUGUUUUCAAGAAAUUGUGUGACAUGUUUUAUGGAUAUUUGUACUCUCGAGCGUGGGUUAAGAUUAACAGGCUUUGCUCCAGAAGAUCUAGAACUUCUAUUUUUUCUGUACUUGAUAAAAU
Molecule: messenger RNA, 3889 nt
Organism: Orbicella faveolata
Lineage: Eukaryota; Metazoa; Cnidaria; Anthozoa; Scleractinia; Merulinidae
Product: dedicator of cytokinesis protein 11-like
Biological process (GO): positive regulation of GTPase activity; small GTPase-mediated signal transduction
Molecular function (GO): guanyl-nucleotide exchange factor activity
Source: RefSeq, a predicted model, not a curated record